AUGUCAGAUAAGCGCCAUGAUCUCGUGUGUGUGGAGUGCGGCGCCUCUGUGGCGGAGCUAGUGCGCGACUAUGGCAAAGGGAACCUGCGUCUAGCCAUCUGCAGUGCGUGCAACUCGGUUGCGGACAAAUACGUUGAGUACGAGACGAUCCUGCUCUUCCUGGAGGUUCUGCUGCUCAAACCUCAAGUGUAUCGUCAUGUGCUGUGCAAUCUACCGGCUCCAGUCUCAACCCGGACGACGCUGAAGCUAUUUGUGAUCCUGGUCAUGCUGGAUAUGAACGUCAAGGCGUAUUUAGUGGACCGGGACGCCGGCGUGACCUUCCGCUCCGAGUCCAUGUACAGAACCCCCGAAAUUUCGGCGUCUGGAGCUCGGAUCGGACAAUUCUCGCUGCAUUUAGUGUUUCUGGCACUAGUGGAGAACGUCGUCUACUUCGCUACUGUCUUUGCUGCAAUCUGGAUGGAUCCAUUCCGUCGAAAAUGGAGAAAAACGCUGCUAAAUGAGGGAACUGGCGCGGCUUGGACGAGAUAUGCCAGCGCCAUGUGCAUCUCGAGCUUCGGCAAGCUGUUUGCGCUAUUGACAGUGAUCUGGGAGUUCCAUUGGAGCUUCAUCCACGUCAUUGGAGCGCUGGUACUGGUCUCUAAUGUGCUGGCAUUGCAACUUCUACUAGGGGAGGGAAAUCCCGCACAUAACAAGUCGCUGCAUGUUGUAGCGAUUGUCGUGUUCGGAUUGAUCGCUAGAGCUGCUGUGCAACUUUCCCUUUAUGCGUUGGGCAACUCAGUACUCUUCCAUGUUGUCGCUUAA
Molecule: messenger RNA, 801 nt
Organism: Phytophthora infestans T30-4
Lineage: Eukaryota; Oomycota; Peronosporomycetes; Peronosporales; Peronosporaceae
Exons: 1
Coding region: 1-801 (266 amino acids)
Biological process (GO): intracellular sterol transport; regulation of plasma membrane sterol distribution; sterol metabolic process
Cellular component (GO): cortical endoplasmic reticulum; Golgi apparatus
Source: RefSeq, a predicted model, not a curated record